AUGCUUUUCUGUAAACAUGAAUCACCUGCCUCUUGUUCUGGCUUGGGUUUCUGGUUGUGCCUCACUGAAGCAUUGCUCUUCACCUAUUUUGCUUCCCCGUGGCCCGCUGACAGGCAGGGCCUUUUCCCAAGGCUGGAGAAUGUGGGCGUGUUCAAGAAUAUUUCUGUUGUGCCAAGCCAGGCAACCUGUGGGCUCCUGACCAGAAGCAUGCUCUGUGAUGACUCUGCUGCUGUGGACAGUAACUGGCUCUGCACCCAGAGGGUUUGCCUUCAGGACUGUCCAGUCAGGCCCUCACCCCCUACCUCUGCUGCCCCCUUCUGCCUGGGCCUUGGGAGCUGCCUGUCUGCACGUGAGCACGACCUACCUCCCAGUCUUCGUCGCCGCUCUACCAGUUUUAUUUUUGGAAAUCAUAAGAAUUGCUUUUCUUCUCCAUCUCCAAGGCUGGCGGCAUCACUGGCUCUGGCCACGUGGUUGAAAUCUGAGGAAGGAGGUGUAAUGUGUGUCACAGAACAGACAGUGGAUGAGCAGACCGUGUUCAAACUCACAGUAUCUGAGAAAGAGACCAUGUUUUAUUAUCACACGGUAGAUAGUUUGCAGCCUCCAAUAAAAGUAAUGACACUGGGGAGAAUUCUUGUGAAGAGAUGGAUUCGUCUCUUUGUGCAGGUGCAUCAGACAAAAAUCAGUUUCUUCAUCAAUGAGCUGGAGGACGAAAACACAGAAUUUGAUACCAGAGCUCUAAGUGGUCUACUUACACAUUUGGCCUCUGGCCCUCUGCAAAUAGGACAAAGCUUUUAUGGGUUAGAGCAGUUUGUUGGAAGGAGGCAAGACUUUCAAUUAUACCAAGUAGCACUUGCAAACAGGGAGAUUCUGGAAGUGUUCUCUGGAGACCUGCCCAGGCUGUAUGUCCAGCUGCACAGACACCUUCGGGUCUUCCCCCAGGCUCAGCGGCUCUGCAUCCCUAGUGGCGCCAAAGACACCACUGGGAGCAGGGGGUCCAGGUCGAAUCCUGAAUCCCAUCCUCUUUCUUUUGUAAAUGAUAACGAUGUUGGCACUUCGUGGAUUUCACAUGUGUUCACAAAUAUGACUCAGCUCAAUCACAGAGUGACCAUUUCAGUAGAUUUGGGAAGUGGACAGUAUCAGGUGCUUUUUAUUAUCAUUCAGCUCUUUAGCCCCCAACCAACAGCAAUGAGGAUUCAGAGGAAGAAGGACAUGCUAGAUUGGGAGGAUUGGCAGUAUUUUGCUAGAAAUUGCAGUGCCUAUGAAGUGAAAAACAAUGGAGAUUUGGAAAAUCCUGAGUAUGUCAACUGUCACCAACUUUCCAAUGUUACUCCCUAUUCCAAUGGUAACAUCACCUUCAGCAUCCUAACACCUGGAGUAAUUCAUCAUUCUAAGUACAGCGACUUCUAUAAUACACUGUUUUUAGAACUCUGUAAUGAGUUUUUGGAAGCCACACAAAUAAGACUUCAUUUCCAUGGGCAAUACUAUACCACAAACAGUCUCAUCGGUCACCAGCACAGAUACUAUUUGGUCAAUGAAGUCAUUGUCACGGGGAGAUGUCAGUGCCACAGUCAUGCUGAGAUCUGUGACACCACAGGCCAACUGUAUCAAUGUCUCUGUGCUGAGCAGACCUUCUCCAAAGCCCUGCAUUGCGGUUGCUUCUCGCCUCUCUGUCAGGACAAGCCGUUCAGGCUACGUGACCAAGUCCACACUUUCAGCUGUAAACCUUGUCAGUGCCUUGGCCAUGCCAGAUGCUGCCACGACAACAUCUCCCUGAACCCUGUUCCUGUUGAGCACCACAGAGGGGACGACCGUGCCUGUGAGGACGGUGAGCACUACAUGACAGGAAGAAAUUGCGAGAUGUGUAAGGAUUACUUUUUCCAACAAGUUGGUACAGAUCCUUCAGCCAUGGAUGUUUGCAAAUCCUGUGAUUGUGAUAAAGUUGGUGCUAGAAACAAUUUCUUUUUUGAUCAGGUUGGAGACCAGUGUAAUUGUAAGAGACAUGUGUCUGGCAGACAUUGCAAUCAGUGCCAGAAUGGAUUCUACAAUCCACAAAGGCUGGAUCCUGAGGGCUGCAAGUCCUGUGAUUGUAAUACUUCUGAGAUGGUGGAAGGAGCUAUAACCUGUCACCCAAAUUCAGGCCAGUGCAAGUGCAAAGUCAAUGUUAUUGGACUUAAAUGCAAUCAAUGCAAUUUUGGAUUUAAAUUUCUCCGAAGUUUUCCUGAUGAUGGGUGUGAAGACUGCCAGUGUAACCUCCAUGGCUCAGUAGACAAGCUCUGCAAUGCUCUUUCUGGCCAGUGCAAGUGCAAAAAGGAAACCAGAGGACUUCAUUAUGACACCUGCAGAGAACACUUGUAUGGCCCAGAUGUCGCCAGGUGUAAGGCUUGUGACUGCGAUGCAGCAGUAUCCCUCCCUGGGAGUGUCUGUGAUGCCAGGACAGGGCAGGGCGCCCGUCACCUUAAUAUUGGAGGGAGACAGUGCAAUGAAUAUUUGGAAGGAUACUUUUACCUGCAGCAAAGUAAGUCUGUCCUCUGUCUACCUUGUAACUGUGCUAAGGCUGGAACCAUCAAUGACUCUGCUUGUGACACCUCAACAGGAUUGUGUCCUUGCAAAUUACGACUCACAGGUCCGCUCUGUGAUCAGUGUGAGUCCCAUAGGUACAAUGUGAUCAUUGGCAAUUUCCAAGGCUGCCGAGAGUGUGCAUGUAACUCCUUGGGGACAUAUCCUAGGACCAUUUGUGACCCAGUCAGUGGUCAGUGUCCAUGUUUGCCUAAUAUUCAAGGAAGAAGAUGUGAUCACUGUCAACCAGGUUUUUAUAUGUCUCCAGGCAAUGCUACAAGCUUCCUGCCAUGUUCAUGCCAUAGCACUGGGGCAGCACAUCCUGUCUGCUGUAGCCUGACCAGCCAAUGCCUUUGUCAAGAUGCUUCCGUCACAGGGCAAAGUUGGGACCAUUGUAAAGACUUUUACUUUGGAUUUGGAAGAUGUCAGUCUUGCAAUUGUCAUAUCUCAGGAGCCUUGAAUGAAACCAGUCACUCAGUCGCUGGCCAGUGCUUCUGUGAACGAUUUGUCACUGGCACCAAGUGUGAUGCUUGUGUUCCCAGUGCAAGCCAUUUGGAUGUCAGCCAUCUGUGGGGCUGCAGCAAAACUCCAUCCCAGCAACCUCCACCCAGAGGACAAGUUCAAAGUUCUUUGGCUAUCAAUCUCUCCUGGAGCCCACCUGAUUCUCCAAAUGUCCACUGGCUUACAUACAGCUUAUUCAGGGAUGGUUUUGAAAUGUACACAACUGAGAAUCAAUACCCAUAUGAUACUCAGCACUUCUCAGAUACUCCCCUGUCUCCAUUUCCGUCCUCCUCUGACCACAUCGCGACCAUCAGUGUGCCUGGUUUAAGGGGGAGCACAGGUGCCUCCUACAGGACAGUUGCAGGAAUUCCCGAGGGAAGCUUGAGCCUCAGUUCUCUUGUUACUGUUGCUUCAGCUGUAGUUAUGCAUCCCUGCGCCACACCCUCCAAUCAUCGUGGUCCUAUGGAGAGAGAGGUUUUGUCCUGUGCACCUGCAGGUGGUAUCCACCUGUUUGCUCCCUGUGAAGCGCAUGAAGCCUUGGCCAUCAUCUGGAAUCUGGCCCCAGUCACUAAGCACUAUUCUCCUAUGCAGUCCUGCACAAGUGGGGGCUGUCUACAAAGCUCACCCCUCAUGGUGACCACCACUCAGUCACCUCCCCAAGAACCAGGUGCCCCCGAGGUGUCCAAGAGCUGUCCCACGGAACUUCAUGUGGAAUGGUCUCCACCCAGGGAACCAAAUGGAGUAAUUACAAGAUAUGAAGUGUACGUGAAAAGAUUGAGAGCAAAUGGGAGAGACACCUCAGCAGAACCUCGAGUGUUUCAGAGCAGUGGCUGGGCCAGUCCUCAUCCCUCUGCAGAAUCAGCCACUAAAAAGGCAGGAAAGACUCCAUUGACCUCCAGGACCAUCGCCGACUUGGCACCCUACACCCAGUACCAGUUUGGGGGACUGGCUGGCAGUGUGGCUUCUGCCCGGGCUUCAGAAAGAACAGGAGGAUCAGCACCUGUGUUCAUCACCCCUCCUUCAGUCUCCCCUUUCUCCCCACACUCUCUCAAUGUUUACUGGGAGAAGCCAGCGGAUAAUGUCACAAGAGGAAAAGUUGUGGGGUGUGGCAUCCACAUGCCAUCUGAAGAGUCACCUCAGCAGUUCAGCCUGGUGGUGUCUUCCCAGAUACCGUACCAGGCUAAAUCCCAUGAAUGGCCUUAUAUUGGGGAAGAACUGAGACCUUGUAAGACAUUCAACUUUACUGUUGUCCUCUGUAUUUCUGCUGGAUGUGCUACCAGCUCUUCUGGAGCAGGACAUGCAUUGGCAGCAGCACCUGCCAACCUGAGGCCCCCUCUGGUGGGUGGCAUUAACAACACAACCAUCCAGAACAGGUGGCUUGCCCCACAAGAAUUGCAUGGACCCUCACCUCCUUAUCUGCUGGGAAGGAGAGAGACAUCCCUUCUGGCUUCCAGGGCCACCAUGAUGCAACAAGUCCAUUACAUAGGAAAAGGAUAUGAUGACUUUCCCAGAACCACCCACCCCAUCAAGGCAGUCUCUACUGGCAUCAAGGCCAGCUCUCGGGCAGUGGUGCCUGAAGGUGUGCUUGCCUUUCUGGCCUCCCCUGGCCCUCAGGAAGAGUAUUAUGCACUGUGGUUGAAGAAUGGACGUCCUUGUUUUCUUUUUGCUCCUCAGGGAUCUUCAGUAGAAGUUACCACAACCAAUGAUGAUGGUCAACAAUGUGAUGAUGGCAAAUGGCAUGAAAUAAUUGCUAGUAGGCAUCAAGCUUUUGGCCAAAUCACUCUUGAUGGUCAGUAUACAGGUUCCUUGCUUGCCCUGAAUGGGAGCCUAGUACCUGGAGAGAGCUCAGGGGUGUCUGAGCACCAGGGGUAUGCUGUUCUCAGGAAGGAGCCUGAAAUACCCCAAAAGGCUUUUGUGGGCUGUCUCCAGGAUGUGUCCUUUGUGAAGAAUUACAAUCCCACUGGAGUAUGUGAACCUCUGAUUUGGCAGAAUUCUGAAGAGCAAAUCAAUGUGUCUAACAACUGGGAGGGAUGUCCCUCUUCAUUACACGAGGGAGCCCAGGUCCUGGGAACAGGGUUAUUGGAACUUCUUCCAAACUUGUUUCAUGAAGGAAUGAACUUUGAGAUUUCUUUCAAUUUCAGAACUGACCGAUUAAAUGGAUGGCUUCUUUUUGUCUACAACAAAGACGGACCUGAUGUUCUUGCUAUAGAGCCAAAGAGUGGAAGGCUGAGCUUCUGGCUGAGCACCAGUCUUUCCUUCACCAGAGGGGCUGUAUGGCUGGGGCCAUGCUGUUGUGAUGGAGAGUGGAACACAGUCAUCAUCCAGAAGGGAGGCUCUGUCAUGUCUGCAGGCAUGAAUAACCUGAUGGAGGGCGCAUCCCAGCCCCAGCCCCAGACACAACCACUGACCAUGAGCUUCCUGGUCUACCUGGGUGGAGGCCCGCUGCUGGAUGCCUGUAGACUCCUGAGUUUGGAAAAAGGUUUCAGUGGUUGCAGAAAAGAUGUGGAAUUUGCUCAGGGUGCUGCUGUUCACUUGGCAUCUGUGUCCAGCAGUGCUGUCAGAGUCAAUCUGGAUGGAUGCCCAUCAGCUGACAGCACAGUUAACUGCAGAGGAAAUGACUCCAUCUUGGCUUACCUGGGGACAGAAGAGCGUGCUUGCAAGAGUGGGCUUCAGCAUGUUACAGACCAUCUGUUAGACAGGACUGUACUUUGCCCUGCACUGCAGUUCAGAACGAAUAAAAUCAACUUUGCUGCCGUUGCCCCUGUACCAGCACGUGACCGUGUGGGCUGGGUGUUUGCCAGAGGGGCCCGUGGUGUUUCCACUGCUGGCUUCUCCACCUGUGUGCUUCCUCUCAGCCUAGACGUUCACUUUGCCUCCCUGGAAGCUGUCCUUAUGGGCCUAACCAGUCAAGCUAAAGAGGUGAAUGCCGAUGUCAGACCGCCAAGAGUGAGCCUCCAGCCUCGUGGCCCGGGGGUCUGGGGAACUCCUCAAAGCGUGCCAACUCCCUCCAGAGUCCGCAGCUUGAAUGGAUACAGCAUGGAGGUGACCUGGGAUGAACCUGCCGCAGUCAGAGGUGUGGCUGAGGAGCACGUCCUGGCAGCUUACAUUCAGGACCAUCCCUGCCCACUCUGUGUGUGGGCUGCUGCCUCAGAAUUUGUCUACACCAGCACCCACACAGGCAUAUUGACAGGCUGGCUGCCCUUCAGAAGCUCUGCCAUAACCCUAACUGCUUGCACUCUGGCUGGCUGCACCGAGAGAACACAGACACUGAACAUCUCUACUCCACAAGAAGCUCCACAAGAGCUUCUGCCACCAGUAGCUAGAUCCCUGCCCAACUUGUCGUUACUCACCUGGAAUCCACCCAAAAAAGCAAGCAGUAUUAUAAGUCAGUACUCUUUAUAUAUGGAUGGAAUGCUAAUCUACUCAGACAGUGGAGUGAACCAUCCGGUCACAGACUUGGCAGUGUUUCCAGCCCACCAGUUUCUGGUCAGGGUAUGCACAUAUGUGGGCUCUACAGAUAGAUCCUUGGACCAACUACACCCAGUGCAGAUGCCACCAGAAAAUGUGGAUUCCCCGAAGCUGACAGUCCUGGAUUCUACGGCUUUCUACAUACAGUGGAAGCAACCAAGAAAAGUAAAUGGAAUUCUCGAGUACUGCAUAUUACAUAUUUCAAAUCACACACAUGGUUUUACAAUGUGGGAUGUCAUCCAUAAGAAUACUGAACUUUUUGAGGACCGUACGCUGCGAUAUCUUUCCCCUGGAAAUAAGUACCUCUUCACACUGGGGGCUUGCACAGGUGGGUGCACAGUGAAUGUGGCCAGUGAAGCCCAGCCCGAGGAGCGUGGGCCUGAAGGCUCUCCAGUCCCCAAAGCACACUCAGAUUCACCCCACUCCAACAUCUCCUGGUCUGAGCCUGAAUAUCCAAAUGGUGUUAUCACCAGUUAUGAACUCUAUCUGCAUGGCCUAUUAGUUCACAAUUCCUCCAAACUCAGCUGGCAUGCUUCUGGGUUUGUUCCUGGGAGUUUACACAUCUUCAGAGUCCAUCUCUGCAUGGCCAAAGGUUAUUCUUUGGGCCCCCAGGUGGAAAAUUGCAGUCUAGAAGCCCCUCCUGAAGGAGCAGUAAGUGUACUGCCUAAAACAGAGGGAUCCCAGGAAGCCCACAUGCGGUGGGAAGCCCCUCCUCACCCCAACGAACAUGUACUCUGCUCCAUCAUUUGUACUGGGAUUUUGUAUGCAGAGCAAGCAUACAAUAAUGGCACUCUUCUGAAUGGCACACAAAUUAUACACAGUGCCGAAGAGAACAACCUUUGUGUGUCCAUCCAUGGCCUGGCUUCUUUUCCUGACUGUACUGUGCAAGUGGAGGCUUCAGACAGCUCCGACAGCUCGACAAGGGGUCCCCCAGCACUUGCAGAGCACCCCGGGGCUCCAGAUGGCACGCUGCCUCCCAGGCUCUCAUCUGCUGCCCCAGCCCGUCUUCAGGUUGUCUGGUCUACACCAGCUCUCAACAACGCCCCUGGCUGUCCCAGAAACCGGUUCCAGAUGAGGACUGGCCACCCCAGCCGAGGAUUUCUACAGCUAUUUUCUAAUCCUUCUGCAACAGUAAGCUAUGAAGUGAGAGAGUUUCAGUUCUACACAGAGUGUGAAUUCUGGCUGGUGGCCUCCAGUGGAUUCAGCAGUGCAAGUGGCCCUCAGGUCCCCUUCAUGACCACAGAGGACAGACCUGUGCCCAUAGAACCUCCUACUCUUCUGGACACGAGCUCCAGAUUGAUGUUGGUGACUUGGCAGCACCCUUUGCAGUGCAAUGGGGUUAUUACCUACUAUACCAUUUGCCAAGUUGGUCAUCUCUGCUUGAAAAUUUCUGGAAAUGUUACGAAUUGCAUGGUGACCCAGUUUCGCCCACACACCACCUGUGAGUUUCAGGUUGAGGCCAGUACUGCAAAAGGGUGCUCCCUGUCUGCAGAGUCCCAGACUAACUGGACAUUGCCAGCUGCACCAGAAGGCAUCCCGGCUCCAGAGCUGUUGCCAGAUUCCUCUAUAUCUGUGAUUCUGUCUUGGCAGUCCCCCACCCGCCCCAGUAGCUUGGCAGAGAACUUCAGAAUGGACAGAAGAGUCCAUGGGAAGGAAGAAAUGACUGUACUGGCCACACUCCCAAAAAGUCAUCCCAUGAGGCAUAUUGACAAGACUGACGUUCACAGCCUGUGGACCAGAUAUGAAUUCAAAGUAUUGCUGAGCCCCCUCCGUGCAGGUACAGACAUCAGUGCUUGGGCGGAAGUGACCACAAGACCCUUCAGAUCUGCUGGGAUCCAGGCCCUCUCAGUGCAAGUGCUGGGGCCAGAGGCAGCCAAGGUCACUUGGAAUCCCCCACUCAUUCUGGAUGGAAAUGUGCUUAGCUACGAGAGCUGCUUGCCUGACCCUCACGUGAUGAUAACCGGUGUUAAUGCUACUUCCUCUGUGUUCAGUCAUGUGAUCAUGCAUUUGAAGCCUUUCCUGAAUUAUUCGAUCACCAUUGUGUCUUGCUCAGGAAGGAACAGGAAUCUGGGAAAAUGCACAGAGCAUUUACCUGCCCAUGACUCCACCCAGCCCACCCUGUCCCAGGAUGUCCGCCCCUUGCUGAUGAGCCUGCUAAGUGCAUCCUGUAUUGGGAGUUCUUGGCAAAACCCAUUAAUGCCAAAAGGAACUAAUUUGAGGAAAGAAUAUGAGCUUCUGAGAUGUAAAAUCCAGCAACCACUUGCAUCAAAUCCCCCAGAAGAUUUAAAUCUGUGGCACAAUAUUUAUUCAGGAACUCGGUGGUUUUAUGAAGAUAAGGCUCUUAGCAGGUUUACAACCUGUGAAUACAAGGAGUUGGUACACAGCAAUGUGGGCUUCACCCCAAGUCCAGAAGCGAGUGUGACCACGUCAGCGGGUCUUUCCAAGAAAGCAGCCAACCUCCUGGCCACUGUUCUCAGCCACAGGAGCACAGAAAUGAGAUGGACUUUACCAACUUUUCAAGGCCUACAAGGUGAUGUUGAAUAUUACACACUUUUUUGGAAUUCUGCUACCUCAAAUGAAUCUCUCAAAAUCCUCUCAGAUGUAAACGCUCAUGUCAUUGGUCACUUAAAUCCAAACACAGAGUAUUGGAUUUUUAUCUCUGUCUUCAAUGGAGUUCACAGCAUCAACAGUGAAGUACUUCGAGCUACCACUUGUGAUGGGGAGCCUCGGGGCAUGCUUCCUCCAGAGGUUGUCAUCAUCAACAGGACAGCUGUAUGUGUCAUCUGGACGUCUCCUUCAAACCCAAAUGGUGUUGUCACUGAAUAUUCUGCCUAUGUAAAUAAUAAGCUCUACAAGACUGGAAUGAAUGUGCCCGGUUCUUUCAUUCUGAGAGACCUGUCUCCCUUCACUAUCUAUGACAUAAAGGUCGAAGUCUGCACAAAAUAUGCCUGUGUGAGAAGAAAUGAAACCCAAAUCAGGACUGUGGAAGGCACACCAAGCAACAUGCCAACACCCAUAAUUGGUGGCAUCACUUCAAGGUCCCCUCUCAUUGAUUGGAUGUCUCCAGGGAACCCAAAUGGCAUCAUUCUGGGAUAUGAUCUCUUUUGGAAAACAUGGUGUCCAUGCCCCAAAACCCAGAAGUUAAUGAGGGACAGUGGUGGUGAGCUCUGCCAAGUAGUGACAAGUCAAAAGCUUGAGACUGUUUAUGGACACAGGUGCUAUUCUCCUGAAACUAAGGUUUGUUGUAAUGGAAUGCUCUAUGAUCCCCAGUCUGGAUACCACUGUUGUGAAGACAAGUGUAUCCCAUUUCUUUCCAAUUCAACUGAAAGUGUUUGUGGUGGCAGAAUUGAAGAAGCAUGGCCAACCCAUCACUGUGGCUCUGAGUAUCAUGUUAGAAACCUACCAGGUGAAGUAUGCUGUCCAGAUGAACAACAUAAUCGGGUUUCCACUGGCAUCAGCGACUCCUGCUGUGGCCGAAUGCCGUACUCCUCCUCAGGAAACCAGAUUUGCUGUGCUGGGAGGCUCCAUGAUGGCCAUCGCCAGCAGUGCGAUGGUGGACAGAUUGUGAACAAAGAUGUGGAGUGCUGUGGUGGAGAACAAGAGGGUGUGGUGUACAGACAUCUUCCAGGGGUGUUCUGUUGUGGCCAGGAUUAUGUGAAUAUGUCAGGUACCAUAUGCUGCUCAGCUUCCAGUGGAGAGUCUAAAGCACAUGUUAAAAAGAAUGACCCAAUGCCAGUAAAAUGCUGUGAGACCGAGCUCAUUCCAGAGAGCCAGAGAUGCUGUAAUGGAGUUGGAUAUAAUCCUUUGAAAUAUGUUUGCUCUGACAAGAUUUCAACUGGAAUGACGAUGAAGGAGACCGGAGCAUGGCGGACUGUCUGCCCAGCGUCGACACAAGGCCCAGCACAAUGCGGCAGGUGCAACUUCCACUUUACCAGCCACAUCUGUGCUGUGAGAAGAGAGCCUCAAAAUUCCACGGGGAAGGCGUCAAUCGAAGAAAUAUGCUCAUCUGCUGAAGAGACUGUUUGUACUGGAAGUGCAGACACAUUCUCCUUUGCAGAUGUGAACCUGGAGCCCUGUGCAAUGUAUGAGUAUAGUGUGUCUAUUUGGAAUAUCUAUGGACGAGGAUUUAGCAAAGCCAUAAGGGCCAGUGCAAGCAAAGACAUGUCUCAGGGAGUGAGUUCCCCAACGAGGAUCAAUAUGGAUAAUUGUGAAGAUGCGAUAGUCUUAAAUUGGAGGAAAACUGAACAAUCAAAUGGUCCUAUUAUUUACUUCAUUCUUCUCCAAGAUGGAAUCGAAUGCUCUGAGGGAACAUUGCUGAGCUUCUCUGACACAAAGGGAAUCCAGCCUUUUCAGGAAUAUUCCUACCAGCUGAAAACUUGCACAAUUGUGCGCUAUACUGCCAGCAGCAAGGUAGUAGUGACUACCAGCCAAGGGGUUCCACAGAGCAUCCUGCCCCCAAGAGUCACAGCCCCCAGGGUGGGGGUCCUGCCUCUGAACUGGAGCGUCCCUGAGAAGCCCAAAAGUGAAAGUACUAAGUACCAGUUUAGGCAGGCGGGGAAGGGGCUCAUCCUCAACAUCACACACAGGAGGCGGCACAUGGUCACAGGUCUCCAGCCAUUCACCAACUACAGCUUCACUCUUACAGCUUGUACAUCUGCUGGAAGUGCUUCAAGUGAGCCUUUUCUAGGUCAGACACCACAGGCAGCCCCUCAAGGAGUUUGGAUGACACCCCAACUCAUCAUCAUCAGUUCUACAACAGUGGAAUUAUAUUGGAGUCUCCCUGAAAAACCCCGUGGCCUCUUUGCUCAACAUAAGUUGAGUAGUAAAGGAACCUCAGUUUUCCUGCAAGGCAGUGAGAAGCGGAACUUCACUGAUAAAACCCUCUUGCCCAACAGCCGAUACAUUUGCAAGUUAGAGGCCACAACUGGAGGUGGUAGCGGCCCCAGUGAUGGUUAUAUUGUGGAAAAAAUUCUUCACCUCCCUGAAGAAAUCCAGCCUCCAUAUAAUAUCACAGUAAUUGGACCUUACUCCAUAUUUGUAGCUUGGAACUCCUCAGGGAUUCUCAUCCCCAAAGUGCCUAUAGAAUACAACGUCUUACUCAGUGCUGGAAGCCCAGCACCUCGGACUUCCUCUGCUAGUCAUCACCAGUCCAUCCUUCUGGAAAAUUUGGCUCCAUUCACACUGUAUGAGAUAAGAAUACAAGCAUGUCAAAAUGGAGGUUGUGGAAUUAGUGAUAGGAGGUUUGUCAAAACAUCUGAAGCAGUCCCAAUGGAUCUAGAUGCCCCCGUUCUUAAGGCACUGGGAUCAGCUUGCAUAGAAGUUAAAUGGACGCCACCAAAAAUGCCAAAUGGAGUCAUCACCAACUACUUCAUUCACAGACGUCCUGCUGGUGAGGAAGAGGUAUCCCUUUUAUUUGUCUGGUCAGAAGGAGUCCUUGAAUUUACUGAUGCCACAGACACUCUGAGACCUUUCAUGCUCUAUGAAUAUCAGGUGAGAGCCCACAAUUCCAUGGGCUCAGUGGAAAGUUCAUGGUCGUCAACCUGGACUCUGGAAGCUCCACCUCAGGACCUGCCAGAACCAUGGGCUCAGGCCACCAGUGCUCAUUCAAUCCUGCUCAACUGGACAGAGCCCAGGUCUCCCAAUGGCAUCAUCUCCCAGUACCAUGUAAUCUACCGGGAGAGACCAGAUGACCCGACAGUUAACGUCUCUAUCGUGCAUGCCUUCACAGUUACGGGAACAAGUCAUCAAGCCCACCUAUUUGGGCUAGAACCAUUCACAACUUAUCAUAUUGGGGUUGUGGCUGCAAACCAGGCAGGAGAAGUUUCAAGCCCCUGGACUCUGGUUCGAACCCUAGAAUCUUCUCCAAGUAGACUGAGAAACUUCACAAUUGAACAGAAGGACAACAGCCAGGCAUUGUCCCUGAACUGGUCAGAGCCUGUGAGAACCAAUGGUGUGAUUAAGGCUUACCACGUCCUCAGAGACAGCGUGCUGGAGUACUCUGGCCUGAAGCGCCCCUUCCUCUUCCGGCGCCUUCACCCCUUCACACUCUACACACUGACCCUGGAGGCCUGCGCUGGCGCUGGCUGUGCACACGCGGUGCCCCGGCCUCUGCAGACGGGUGACGCCCCUCCGCACUCGCCGUCUGCUCCUGCCAUCCAGUCUGUGGGUCCCACCAGUGUGGAGCUGAGCUGGACUCAGCCUGUAAAUCCAAAUGGAAAGAUACUCCGCUAUGAAGUGGUGCGCAGAUGCUUCCGGGAAGGAACUGGGAGGAGUCCGGCAAUCCCUGCAGAGGAAAAAAUAGUUUUCACAGAAUAUAAUACUGAAAAGGAGACCUUUAUGUAUAAUGACACAGGUUUGCAGCCAUGGACGCUUUGUGAAUAUAAAAUCUAUGUUUGGAACUCAGCAGGCCAGACCUGUGGCUCUUGGACUAUGGUAAGAACAAAGCAAGCACCCCCAGAAGGUCUUUCUCCACCCAAGAUAACCUAUGUGUCUACGAAUCCCAACAAGCUGCUGAUUUCCUGGAUCCUUCCAGAACAAUCUAAUGGUGUCAUGCAGUCCUAUAGGCUUGUAAGGAACGGCCUGCUCCUUCCUUUCAGCUUUGACGCUGUGACUUUUAACCACACGGAUGAUGAGCUGCUUCCGUUUUCCAAAUACAGCUAUGCACUCAGAGCCUGCUCUGGGGGAGGCUGUGCCACGAGCAGUCCUGCCAGUGUCACUACUUUGGAGGCUGCUCCAGCUGGGCUCAGCCCUCCGGCUCUUAAAGUCAUUGGGGCCACCCAAAUAAAUGUAUCUUGGUCCCCACCAUCAAUUCAGAAUGGAAAGAUCACUCAAUAUUUACUGCGGUGUGACGGCAGGGAGUACCCAGCAGAGCAGGGCCUGAACCUGCUGGUCUCCCAGCUGCAGCCUCACACUCAGUAUAAUUUCUCGCUCGUGGCCUGCACACUUGGAGGCUGCACAGUUAGCGAGCCCCAGUCUGCCCGGACCAUGGAGUCCCCGCCUCAGUACAUGGACCCCCCGAGACUGCAAGUCACAGGCUCAGCAUCCAUAGAAAUCACCUGGAGCCCUCCCAGAAAUCCAAAUGGCCAGAUCACAAGUUAUGAACUGCGGCGAGACGAAGCCCUGGUGUACACUGGUCUGGGCACCCACUAUCACGAUGUCUCCCUCGCCCCAGGUGUGGAAUACGGCUACGCAGUGGUUGCCAGCAACAGUCAAGGUGGUGUUUUGAGUCCAGUCGUGAAAGAGCAAACCAGCUCUUCAGCACCCUCAGGCCUGGAACCCCCCGAACUGCAAGUCAAGGGUCCUCACGAGAUCUUGGUGACUUGGGACCCUCCAGUGAGGACAAAUGGACACAUCGUCAACUAUACCCUCUUCAUCCAUGAGCUGUUGGAAAGAGAAACAAAAUCCAUCCACACAAACUCAACUCAUGAAGCUGCAGGCACCCAGUCGCUCAUAGUAAGCCAGCUAAAGCCAUUUCACAGGUAUGAGGUCCGAAUUCAAGCCUGCACCCUUCUGGGGUGUGCCUUCAGUGGCUGGACAUCCAUACAGACCCCCGAGGUUACACCACUGCUGCAACCACCCCCUCAACUAGAGGUCUGGAUGGCUCCAGGGAGAUUCCAGCCAAUGGUCUCCCUCCUCUGGACGGGACCCCUUCGGCCCAAUGGAAAAGUUUUAUAUUAUGAAGUAUACAGAAGACAGGUAGCAACCCAGGCUGGAAGGUCAACUCCUGUGCUCACCUAUAAUGGAAGCUCCAGCUCUUUUAUGGACUCGGAACUCCUGCCCUUCACAGAGUAUGAGUAUCAGGUCUGGGCAGUGAAUUCAGCAGGAAAAGCUACCAGUAACUGGACAUGGUGCAGAACUGGGCCAGCACCUCCAGAAGGACUCGGGGCCCCCAAGUUCCAUGCAGUUUCAUCCACCCAAGCAGUGGUGAACAUCAGCACCCCCAGGACACCCAACGGGAUCAUCAGCCUCUACAGGUUGUUCUCCAACACCAGCGGGGUGGAGAACGUGCUGUCUGAAGGCACAGCCACCCAGCAGACCCUCCACCACCUGCAGCCCUUCACUACCUACUCUGUCGGUGUAGAGGCCUGUACCUGCUUCAGCUGCUGCAGCAAAGGCCCAACAGCCCAGCUGAGGACUCAGCCUGCUCCACCCUCCAAACUGUCCUCCCCUCAAGUAAAGACACUGGCCUCCAGGAUGGUCUCCUUCCAGUGGAGCGCCCCUUUUCUCCCCAAUGGUGUCAUUCAAAGCUAUGAGGUCCAGCUCCGACUGGACUGUCCUCCUGAGUCAGCCACCGCUUGCACUCCCGGCCAGCCAGAGACCAAAUACGUGGGACCUGAGCAGAGCACCAGCCUGGGGGGGCUCCAGCCCUCCUCCACCUACAAGGUGAGGGUGGUGGCCCACAACGAGGUGGGCAGCACCGCUUCCAAAUGGAUCAGCUUCACCACCCGAAAGGAAGUACCACAGGUUCGAGCCCCGGUGUGGGUGAACAGCAGCGCAUCAACAGUGUGUGUGAACUGGAGCGGCACCUUCCUUCCAAAUGGCCGGCCGAAGGAGUUUGUUCUAACGGACAGAGGGCAGCGCCUGUACAGUGGCCUCGACACCACCUUCUGUCUUCCAGGAACUGCGGACAAAACCUUUGUCUUCCAGGUGACCUGUGUUACAGAUGAAGGAAGUGUGAAAACCCCUUUGAUCCAAUAUGAUGCUUCUGCUGGGUUUGGUCUGGUGCUCACAACUCCUGGAGAAAAGAGGGGAUCAGGGCACAAAAACACAGAAUUCUACAGAGAGCUAUGGUUCAUAAUGCUGAUGGCGAUGCUGGCCUUGAUCCUGUUGGCCAUUUUCCUGUCCCUGAUACUACAAAGAAAAAUCCGCAAAGAACCAUACAUCAGAGAGAGACCUCCCUUAGUGCCCGUUCAGAAGAGGACACCUUCACUGAGCGUGUACCCACCGGGGGAAACCCACAUGGGAUUAGCUGAUACCAAGAUCCCCCGAUCUGGGACACCCGUGAGUGUCAGGAGCAACAGGACCUUAUCUGUACUGCGGGUCCCCAGUCAGAGCCACGUCAGCCAAGCCUACUCCCAAGACUCCCUCCACCGCAGCAUCAGUCAACUCAUGGACAUUCAAGAUAAGAAAGUUCUGGUCGAUGACUCACUGUGGGAAACCAUCAUGGGCCACGAUAGUGGACUGUAUGUGGAUGAAGAGGACCUCAUGAAUGUCAUCAAGGGUUUCAGCUCAGUGACAAAGGAGCACACCACCUUCACCGACACCCAGCUGUGA
This is a messenger RNA of Condylura cristata (star-nosed mole), 15798 nucleotides long. It is a transcript of the gene USH2A, whose product is annotated as Usher syndrome 2A (autosomal recessive, mild). Lineage: Eukaryota; Metazoa; Chordata; Mammalia; Eulipotyphla; Talpidae. The record is from RefSeq and is a predicted model, not a curated record. Gene Ontology annotation, molecular function: protein binding.